This is a messenger RNA of Trypanosoma theileri, 609 nucleotides long. Its product is annotated as Tbingi protein. NCBI's taxonomy places the organism in Eukaryota, Euglenozoa, Kinetoplastea, Trypanosomatida, Trypanosomatidae. The transcript has a single exon. Gene Ontology annotation, molecular function: RNA-DNA hybrid ribonuclease activity; nucleic acid binding. The record is from RefSeq and is a predicted model, not a curated record. Bases 1 to 609 code for a protein of 202 amino acids.
AUGAAAAUAUAUCCAACACUUGUUAUAGAGCCACGCGAGCCCUCUUUACUGACACCAACUCUACGGUUCGGUAAACGCGCUCGCUUCUUCACAUCGCUGGAAAACGUAUCAGCUGAUGACCCAGAAGAACAGAAAAGAGAAGCAUCCGAGCGUUGGAUAGCCCGUCACUUCCGCCGUAAAGGCGCAGAACCGCCGCCGCGUACCCAUUAUGAAAUCUGGACUGAUGGCUCCGUAUUUCUCGGAGUAAAAUCUGGAGCAGCAGCAAUGAUAUACAAAGAUGGUGAACUGCUCUGUACCACACAUAGAGGCGCUGGCCCCCUAGCCUGCAGCUACACAGCUGAAUCCGUAGCGCUAUACGAAGGUUUACGGAGACUCCUCAAAAUAAUUCCCGCAAAUAAUCCAACGCCAUGCAGGGUCUCCAUUUUCACGGACUCACUGUCGCUUCUCACGGCACUGGAAACAGGCCCACUGACCGUAAAAGACCCAUUACUACGCCUCCUGUGGAAACUGAUCCUUCAAGUGCAACGUCGCAAGGCCCGUAUACGACUACAAUUUAUCUUUGGCCACUGCGGUGUAGUAAAAAAUGAAAAAUGCGACACAGAAGCUUAA